ACCUUGCGCCCGCCAUCAUUCUGACCUUCACCUACGCGUCGUGUACGGACUUGCGCUUUUCAACAUACACCACAAAACUCUGGUGGAACGGCGACCUUUCAAUAUGGCGCCUCAGACCCUGCUGCAAGAACGCGAUAUCUAUCCUGACUCUUCGCCAGAUCCACUGGCAUCUUCGCUUGGUAGACGACCUACACCUCGCAAACCACUGCAGCGCACCUCAUCAAAUCAUGCAAAAGCAAGAUUGAGUAGCCCAGUGAAAACAGUCCACUCUACAGACCACUCAGCGACCUUUGAAGUAUCACCUUCGAAAUCUACAAGCCCGUGGAAGAUCAAGGUCACCGUCGAACAAAAUGGCGACGGCAUUGUCGACCAGGAGAACAUCGAUCUGGAGUCGCCCACGCGCCGGGUCAAGCAACGAACUACAACAAAGACUACCACAGUACCUUUGAAAGGCGCAGACGAGACAUCGCCAGUUAAAAGAAGAGGGCGACCGCGCAAGUCAGACACCGGAGCUGCAUCUAAACCUAGAAGAGAUGUGACACCUGCGGGAAAGAGCUCGAAAGGCAGGAAAUCUGCUGAGACUGCUGAGUCAAGUAUACUGGAUGUGAGCGGCUUGGACAGUGAACCCGCGCCUACAAAACGACCACGAGGACGACCACGAAAGAACAUUGCGACGCCUAAUCAGCCUCAAGGCCGGAACAUGAAGGAAGGACAAUCUUCUCACGAAAACCAGUUGCAAAACCUAGACGGUAACGCUACUAAGAUUGCUCCUGUAGACCCCUCUUCAAGCCCAUCAAGCUUGCCCGGUAGGUGUGACACACCAGCAGAGGAUGUCUCGCCGGUCAAACCCUCCGAACCCAAGGGUGUACCCGGUAAGGGUCGGGAUGGCAAUGAGAGUAGUCGAAAAACUACUCACCAAGUGGAAACAUCCACAUAUACACACUUGCAGCGAGCUUCAUCCACUGGCGUGAAAAAAAUCGAUUUUGCCAAUGUCACCCCUUUACAUCUCAAAUAUAGUCGCCAGAUUGGAGACAACACCACACCCGAAAUCAACCCAAUUCACUUUCGCGUACCUACACCGAGAAAGCCCAUCGGAUAUGAUGAAAGUGCCGAAAGCCCCAUGCCACAGUCAUCACCUAUGCACAGCUUUCCCGUAAAUCCCGACGCGUCCAUAAUUGCACCCAAGAUCACGCGAUUCGACAAGCGAAACUAUCCUGCUUUAAGUACGGCUCCAGAAGUCGUGAGAAGAGACAAUCAGGAGCAUGGAAUUGACGAUGGUAUCGAUAGCACGACCAUCAUGGAGAGCGAAGGUUUCAGUAUGAUAUCUGUUGAUUCGCUUCCUAGUCGGCAAUUGUCAAGUAGCCCAUCAGCAGCAACCUCAAACUUGCCUAGUAUCGCAUCCGUGUCAAGCAACCCCAAAUUGAAGGCUGCUCCAAGUCCUCGGGUAUUAAGCUACUUGAAGGUGAAACACUCGCACAUGCCCUCCUCACCUCCUGGAGCACCUCUGUCAUACCGAACACCGUCGCUUGAAGCCGUAUCACCCUCUGGACCACCUCCGAUUGAACCUGCACUGCUAUUUCCCCGCACAGCGUCAACUCCUAGGCUUUCAGGCGUAGUCAAAACCGCAAUCGCUCUACAAGGCGUCGUCGAUGUCAAUGAAAACAAGGUCACCGGAGAUAAGUCGCCGCUGGCUACCAAGGCGCGACUGGACAGCUUGUUCAGUGGGUUCGGGGAAGGUACUAGGAGAGAACUUCAGGCUGGACUCAGACUUGGGGAAGAACUUGCAAGGCGCUCACAAGAACGAAACAUGAGUCGUAGUGUAUCCCCGGAGAUGGGAGCAUGUGGUAGUGGCGACGACGUGUUUAAGAUACAUCGAAAUGCGGCUGGAGAGCCAAAUUCCCAACGCCUACCGACACCAGAGGAACAGUGCCAGUCGCAUAGUAGAGCAGUAAAACCUCCAUUUUCACUUCCUGUCCCGCGACGACAAGUUCAAGAUGUUACAAUCAGAUAUCCUAGCCUAAAUGGAAACCAGCUGUCUCUCCAGAUUGCUACGCCGGAGAUCGGGAGCGAGAUGGACUGGCAGCCUACCACACCACUUUCUUCUGCAGGAACAGACACUGAGUCUCCGUAUCAAAACAAGGACGACAACCGAGAAGCUAAUGAUACCCAAGUAUCUCAACACGUGGACGACAGGGCACAGGAUAUAAGUGAUAUCUGGGAGGAGGAAGCUAGCCGAUCCUCUGACAUAGAGAUCCUUGACAAAACUCAGCCGUCGCUGGUACCUCAAGUCGCAGAUCUUUUCGUCGAUGAUGAGAGUCUGGCUAAGCCGAAGCGUAGCAAGCUACCAAAGACCUGGAGAAGGAAGAGUAAUAGCGAUUUCAACUAUAGUGAUGAAGCCGAGCCGUCCACGCAAACCAUUCCCACGGAUACCAGACUGCCUGCAGAAGUCAAUGCGGUUUCUGUUACUGUAUCUGAGGAAUCUACAGCAACUUUACCUGAUAGAAUGGAUAAUGUCUCUUAUCCUGACAUCGAAGAUGACGACACGGGCUUGUUCUGGCAACACGACUACACUGUGCACAACAUACCAAGGCGUAACAGAAGAAAAAGAGGAGACUCGGAGAAAUUGGAUCUAACGGAGCUUCUUGGACUCAAUAAGAAUACCUUGAACAGUAGUCCUAUCCGAGAGCCCCAGCGGCUAACACCAUUCAGGAGUCCGGCGCCGAUUUUAAAGAUCACAAGGGACUCUUCACCUGCUCGACCCAGAGAUAGUGCCAGCAGCCCUUCGAAACAUGUCUCGUUUGCCGAUGCCACAUUCGAUGACAGCAUUGACGACUCUGACCCUAUUGUUGACCAGUACGUGUCGGAAGCGUCUGAUGCGCAGCAGUUGCAGGAUGAACUGGAAGCCCGAUCGAACAGUCAGCCCUUUUACCGAGACAUGCAGUCCUCCCAGCCGCUUGAAGAUGCUGUGUCGCAAUGUAGCUCACCGGCCUUCCGAACGAGGAUGAGCUGUUCUGUCUUGACCGUCGAUCCAAAUUGUGUCGUCAAUCCAUUGUUUGAGAAAUCUUCGGUCGCGGCGCCCGUCGUACCAAGUCCAGUCGAACGCCAGUAUACUAGUGCAUCAAGUGAGGUUGUCGCGGAGGAUAUCGAAAUCAAAACCACUGGUCCAGGCCUGUUCUCCCGCUUCACUGGUGGGAUCUGGUCUGCAAUUACAAGAACGCCGCCACCGCCACAGCAUCCUGUUCUUCGCCCAUAUCCACCAAUCCCCUCAGAAUAUCCUUGGACCCGUACCCACUUCAUCAGUCUUGACAAUCUGUAUCAGGCGCAGAAGCGGGACCCUUCGGUGUUCAGCCCAAAAUCACACCCAACGAACGCUGCUCUACUCUCUACGUUCUCGAAUCGUUCAAAGUACGUUGGUGCAAUCAUCAGCAAUUGGGGCUAUAGUCUAGAGUUCACAGAAGACCAUCUGGUUAUGGCCAAGGUGCUAAUGCAAACGAUGACGGUCAAGGAUGUGGCAGAAUAUGAGCAAGUCACCGGCAAGAAGGCUAAGAUCGGCAAUUGUAAUGUUGGCGGUCCUGAGAGUGGCCGCAUUUCGGAAGAAGACGUUAUGAUCAAGAUCUUUGCGAUCAUUGCGGGUGAGAUGAUUCGAGAUGAUGAGGAUCAGGGCAAGAAGAUCGAUCGGACGGGCACACUCACAAUUGAAUGGAAUGUUUAAGCUGCACUGGCUGUAGUUUGGGCCCUAAUCUUGUUGAUACUUGCGUAUUUGUACAUGUCAGCCAUUGGGUUCAUUUCAAGUCUUGGCGUUAGAGACAUGAGGCGGGUACGACGAUAUGACGGGUACAUGAUGCAUGGAGUUGGUGUCCUGUUUAUUCAUUCUGAAACCGACCAUAAGCGAAUGAUCAUAAUAUGCAUGUAGAUCUGUGUGUCUACG
Molecule: messenger RNA, 3928 nt
Organism: Pseudovirgaria hyperparasitica
Lineage: Eukaryota; Fungi; Ascomycota; Dothideomycetes; Acrospermales; Acrospermaceae
Exons: 1
Coding region: 104-3712 (1202 amino acids)
Biological process (GO): regulation of DNA-templated transcription
Molecular function (GO): DNA binding
Source: RefSeq, a predicted model, not a curated record